Molecule: messenger RNA, 6257 nt
Organism: Mastomys coucha (southern multimammate mouse)
Lineage: Eukaryota; Metazoa; Chordata; Mammalia; Rodentia; Muridae
Gene: Mapk10
Product: mitogen-activated protein kinase 10
Exons: 14
Coding region: 652-1932 (426 amino acids)
Biological process (GO): JNK cascade; protein phosphorylation
Cellular component (GO): nucleus; cytoplasm
Molecular function (GO): JUN kinase activity; ATP binding
Source: RefSeq, a predicted model, not a curated record
UGGUACAGGCAGCCUCCCGCUGCACAAUGGUUUCCAGGCAGUGAGAGGGUGAUUCAGCAAGCCGCUCUCUGCUCUCUUAAGCCUCCUCGUCGUCUCCGUUUAUUUUUAUGGGGGUGGGUGGUGCUUCUUAUAUGCUUACCCCCCCUUUUUUUUUCUAUUUUCAUUUUUACAAAUUUCCUUUUUCUUCCUCACUCCUCAAUUCCUAGGGGCUUGAGGGAGCUAAAGAUUGGGUCUUCUUGGAAAUCACCUGUCAUUAUUUUUAAACAAUCUCUACACCUCCAAAGACUCUCCUCCUUAUUCCGGUUUGGAAUGUGGCUAAUGAAAACCCAGUAGGGAGGAUUUCUGGGGCAAACAGCCGGACCAGGAUCCUAGUUCUCAGGCACGGAAUGGCUAUUGUGAGAACACCACCAGCAGGAGCAUCACAGAUCUUGGUUAUGGCCACUCAGGCAAGAAGCUGUUGAAAUAAGACCUCUUUCCCAUAGAUGAGAAGCCACACAAGCAGUGGUAUUUAUGAGCCUCCAUUUCUUAUACUACUGCAGUGAACCAACCUUGGAUGUGAAAAUUGCCUUUUGUCAGGUGUGUGUUCCUUACAGGUAAAACAAGGGAUUCGAUAAACACGUGGAUGUGUCAUCUAUUGCCAAACAUUACAACAUGAGCAAAAGCAAGGUAGACAACCAGUUCUACAGUGUGGAAGUGGGAGACUCAACUUUCACAGUUCUUAAGCGCUACCAGAACCUGAAGCCGAUUGGCUCUGGGGCUCAGGGAAUAGUUUGUGCUGCGUACGAUGCUGUCCUUGACAGAAAUGUGGCCAUUAAGAAACUCAGCAGACCCUUCCAGAACCAAACUCAUGCCAAGAGGGCUUACCGGGAGCUGGUCCUCAUGAAGUGUGUGAACCAUAAAAACAUUAUUAGCUUAUUAAAUGUUUUUACACCCCAGAAAACACUGGAGGAGUUCCAAGAUGUUUACUUAGUGAUGGAACUGAUGGAUGCCAACUUGUGUCAGGUGAUUCAGAUGGAGCUGGACCACGAGCGGAUGUCUUACUUGCUGUACCAGAUGCUGUGUGGCAUCAAGCAUCUCCACUCUGCUGGAAUCAUCCACAGGGACUUAAAACCCAGUAACAUUGUAGUCAAGUCUGAUUGCACACUGAAAAUCCUUGACUUCGGAUUGGCCAGGACAGCGGGCACAAGCUUCAUGAUGACUCCGUAUGUGGUGACGCGAUAUUACAGAGCCCCUGAGGUCAUCCUGGGCAUGGGCUACAAGGAGAACGUGGAUAUAUGGUCUGUGGGAUGCAUCAUGGGAGAAAUGGUCCGCCACAAAAUCCUCUUUCCCGGAAGGGACUAUAUUGACCAGUGGAACAAAGUCAUCGAGCAGCUAGGAACUCCAUGUCCAGAAUUCAUGAAGAAAUUGCAGCCCACAGUCAGAAACUACGUGGAGAAUCGGCCCAAGUAUGCAGGCCUCACCUUCCCCAAGCUCUUUCCAGAUUGUCUCUUCCCAGCGGAUUCUGAGCACAAUAAACUUAAAGCCAGCCAAGCCAGGGAUUUGUUGUCUAAGAUGUUAGUGAUUGACCCAGCGAAGAGGAUAUCGGUGGACGAUGCACUGCAGCACCCAUACAUCAACGUUUGGUACGACCCAGCUGAAGUGGAGGCGCCUCCACCUCAGAUAUAUGAUAAGCAGCUGGAUGAAAGGGAGCACACCAUCGAAGAAUGGAAAGAACUUAUCUACAAAGAAGUAAUGAACUCAGAAGAGAAGACUAAGAACGGCGUAGUCAAAGGCCAGCCCUCGCCUUCAGGUGCAGCAGUGAACAGCAGUGAGAGUCUCCCUCCAUCCUCGUCUGUCAACGACAUCUCCUCCAUGUCCACCGACCAGACCCUCGCAUCUGACACCGACAGCAGCCUGGAAGCCUCGGCAGGACCGUUGGGUUGUUGCAGGUGACUAGCCGCCUGCCUGCGAAACCCAGCGUUCUUCAGGAGAUGACGCGAUAGAACACAGCACACGUGCACACACACAGCUUGCUCACACACACACACACACACACACACACACACACACACACACGUACACAUAUGCACAAAUGCACUCACACAAUGUCAAGAAAAAAAUAGCAAGAGAGAGAUCUAACGUAAAAUUAAGUUAACUCUUUCUGCGUGCUUCUCCAAAGUUCUGUAACACAGCUGAGCUGAAAUGUAUACUUAACUUCUAGUUGCGCUCGCUUUGGUCUCCCUCCAGCAGUGUUUACUACACAAGACAAACAAGACACAAUUAGAGAAGCCUUCCCCUAAAGUGUAACUUAAGUGGCUGCAGAACCAGCAACCUGUAACAGCCCUUUAAAUGGCAUGAGGAGGUGGGCACGGGCCCCACCCAGCAUGUGUGUGUCUCUAUCUCGCGUCUACCUGCUCCUUCCAGCCUAGUCAGAUGGAUGUAGAUACAGAUCCGCAUGUGUCUGUAUUCAAACAGCACUUAGAGAUGCUCCUGCCAGUGUCCUCCAGGCUCCACCAAGACAUGCACUGGGAUACCACAUGGUCCAUUUCAUGUGAUCUAUUACUCUGACAUAAAUCCAUCUGUAAUAUAUUGCCAGUAUAUAAGCUGUUUAGUUUGUUAACUGAUUAAGCUGUAUGUCUUAUAAGAGAAUAUGUAAAGGGGGAAUAUGGAGGAGCAACUCUCAGACCCUUGAAGAUGUAGUUUCCGAAUUUGAAUUGAUUAAAUGGCACCUGUAUACCAAUUUGUAGAAAGAACAUAUGUGAUGCUUACAUCCAGUGUGGGGGGAGGGAGGGAGCAAUAGCUUUCAGGCUCUAAGUAGGUUGUCCUUAGAUGGAAGAUGUGAGUCUAAGUCAAGGGCACUGUCUCUGGAAGUCAGUCGGUAGCAGGGACCAGAGGACAUUGCGGCAGUAUAGACUGAAUGGAAGGAAAUCACUGCCCAGGGGCUGGGGGACACCACAUCCACAUUCUAAAUAUUGAACACUAUUGCUUAUUUUUAAAAUUACGUGUCAAAAGAGAAAGUUGCUGGAGAAAGGGGCAGGUGUCAAGGCAGGAUCAUUGUGCACACAUCCAGGGGUAGAAGCCCUUUCCUGAGACACAGUGGAAUGACCUUCAUGGGAUCUCCUUCAGAGAAGAUAACCCUACCUGGACCAUUGUGAGAUUGUGGGGUAUGUUUUCCAUGUGUGAGCUGCUUGCCGGAGUCCUCCCCUGCUGAUACUUCAUUCCAUCUUCUGGAAUAGGAUAAAAUAAUUAAAACAAAAUCCCCAAAGCACAGGGCGAUCUUCAGGAUAGCAUCUACAAGCAUCUUUGUGGACUUUACUGUCCCUCCAGGGGCUUCCCCAGGCCCCUGAAUAUGACUAAUGUUUCAUACUUACUGAUGUAUUUUCAUAGAUGUGUGUAAUCUGAGAAGGGCUGAUAAUCUGACUUUUGUAUCGCAGUAGAUACUCGAGAGCAAUAAUGCUGUGCCAACGUAGCUCCUACUAGCUAGCAUUAGCAGCGACUUUAUCUUAAAGCCAUGAAACAUUUGUGUGUUUAGUGGAAUCAUCUGAAUUUAGCUAAAAUCCCUGAAAGAUCCUAUCUGAGCACCCAGAGAGGCACUGUGAGCCAUCUUAGUUAUAUAUAAGGCAAAGCCUGUGCAGCUUCUGAGCAGUAGCAGGCCAGGCCUGGCUUCCCUUCUUCCUCCCUUGGGUGAAGCAUCCAUCACAGUUAUUUGCACUCUGGCCACUUUGGUGCUCACCCCUGUGGUGGCAUUUCACCUGAAGAAGAAGUGGAACAUGUGAGCAGAUGAAGGGGAUGGGCCUGGCCCAUGGAAAACCCUUGAUUACAGAGCAAAAGGCAAUGCCAGAGCUCUGCAAACUGCCUUAAACCCAACGGCACGGAAGCUCUUCUCUCUCCAAGCAAUAGUCAGCCCCCAUUCCCACCACCACACCCACACACCUCCAAACACAUGCAUGGGCACACACACACAUUCCAUACAGACAACACACAGCUGUGUGGGCGUUCCUGGGAUUGCUUCCCACUGCACAGUUCAUUGCAGGGCGUGGCAUUGAAAAGGGAGAAGUGGGGGCAGGAGCUAGCUAUCUUCAGAUUUUAGGAGUGCAGCUCAUCCUCUGGAUAAAGGUAUAGGAGUCUGUGUUGUUCCUGGGUCUUUUGGUUAAUGUUGUAGAUGAAGUGAUCUUUAUAAACACUGAUUCACUCUCACAAUCUCUCUCCCUUUCCCAUCUACCAUCUUUUUUUAUUAUUAUUAUUUAUUAACUUCCCUAUAUCCUACUCUCUUUUCUCUGUAGUUUGCUUUUAUGUCUGUGAUCUCUGCACUCCCUUACCUUAUAUCACACGAGGUUAAUGCCCAGACGACUGCUUGACAGAAACAUGUUUCAAGGGGAAUUCCUUAAUAAUCAAGAUGGUGACAGACAGGCAGAGCUCUCAACAGAAUGGCAAGUGUGCUUGAACAGUCAGGCUCCUUCUGACAAGUGCUGACCAUUUUUCCUGGGUAGAGGAAAGCAGGCAAAACAGAUCACCUCGUCUUCCCCACUUCAGGCUAGCCUGGGUAAUACUAGCCUGUCUCCUGGUGGAUGGUACUGUACUGCUGGGGACCCUUGGACAGAGAUCGCCCAUGGACAAGAAAGUUUGAAGCAAAUCCCUUGUGUUUUAAAUAGCACUUUCAGGGAGAGAUGAACAUUUAGCUCCUGGACCUCAUAAAGGAUUGGUUUUAGCUAAGCAACUAAGGACAGAUGGAGGAGAAACAACCAAGAGGGUCAAUGUCAAAACAUUCCCAUUGAGACCCCUAUUCUCUCUUUAGGGGAUGGUUAUACUCUGGGAAAGUUUGCAGUAUACAUUAUGCCCUCUAGUGGGCCUUGUUAUAAAAACCCCAGUAUUUAUUUUUCCCAAUGGGAUACAUUGGUCUUCUAGCACAAUUUUUUUGUUGAAACUAAUACUCCAUCCUUCAGAAUCCAAUGUUAGACCCUCAUAGGUCUUUAUCCACAGAUGGACCAGGAUGUAGCCAAGUCUUAGCAGUUGAAGGAAACAUACUCAUUAGAUGGCUCAGCGGUAGCAUGGCUGGCUUCUCUCUGUCAGUUAUCACUAACAGAACAAGUAUCAUAUAAAGAUAACUGAUAACAGCUGACCAUUAGAUGAGAGAGACUUGGUCAUGGAGCAUAGAACAUACUGAAUGCACGAAAACACAGACAACAUUUCGUGAUCUGUUAGGGGAAAGAGUAACCGAUCACAGUUUUGGAGCUCUUAAGUAUUUACCGCAGAGGUCAGGUUAUACAAAAUUUAUUUCUGUUUCAUUUUCUUAGGAAAUAAGAAUGUACAUUUGAAAGAUACUGUGUUCUGUAAAGAAUUUUGUUAAGUGACUUUGCUGGAAAAGAUAACAUUUAUGAUUCAGAGAGAGCAGAGAAGUCUUUGGGGGGAAUUUCAAUCCCAGCUCCUUUGGGUCUGAAGAGAAAUCCCUCCCACUACUCCAGCACUCCUGUCCUCACAGACACAUACACGUGUUAACUGCAAGAAUCUACCAUCUUCUACAUGCAUCCUUAGAAGUGGCACUAACUAAACAAACUAAAAAUGUAUUGUAAAAAACAAAAUUAGUUAUUUUCCUUGCAAUUAAAAUAUAAAUGGUAUCUCCUUGGAAACCUAGAGAGAUCUUCAAUUGUUAGUUUGCUUUGGUCAGUUAAAUCAAAGCGGUAGAAUUUUUUUUUUACAUGUGAACUGUUUAUUUUAUUCUUGAUCAUGUGGGACCAAUGGCCAGUCUAUCCCAGGAGAGACAAAUCUCCCAGCCCUUCUAUGCCACCAAUUGUCCUCCUUGCCAUGUCCUUGCAGGGAUGCCUAUCUUUCAUCUGCCUGUUAUUCUGCAUGACUGGACCCCCCAAAAACAUUACUGAUGAAGAGAAUUGUCCUACGUCAGUGUUUAUGAGAUGUGUCUACAGCACACGCAUACACAUACAUGUUCACAUAUGCCUAUAUAGUUCUCUAUCAACCUGGAAGCCAAAAUCAUGUAUGCCUAAUGCCGGAGGUGAGAUGGGUUGUCACUAGCCUGUUAGAUUUGAUGGGAUCUCAAUGGUGUUUAAUAUGGAUCAAGCUCAUUCAAUCCAUUUCUGUGUUCUUUCUCAUGUUCUUUUCCAUUUUUUCCCUCAUUUUAAAUAUGUCUGUGGAAAAGAGCAUGACUUGGAGAACUUUGAAUUCUUUAGACUUUUCACAGGUGGACAAGUCAACGUAUUGUAAUUUGUAUGUCAUAUGAAUCAUUAAAGCUGAAGGAAAUAUGCUUCCCUUCUCGUAAAACCAAA